AUGCGGAUGAGCGCUAAAGCAAGUAGCACCAAUGAAGCAGGAACGAUGCUCAAAGAACUGAACGAAACAGGUAAGAGAAUAGGACUGCGAAUAAACAGAACGAAGAUACAGUUCAUGAAGAAGUCCUACUGCGAGGACGAAGGAGUACAACUUGAAGGCUCCCAAAUCGUGGAAACUUCUUCAUAUGUAUAUCUCGGACGUUCUAUGAAUAUGGAAAACGACUUGAAGAAAGAACUAGAGCAGAAGGAUGAUACCAGCGUGGGCAGCAUUAGUACUCGUAUAAGAAUACUCCACCUGAAAUCCGUACCACCUCAGAUUCGUGGGAUGAUGCCUUUAAAGGAUAAGGUUUACGAACGUGUUCCUGGCCUAUACAAUGACUUGGGAGGGGGAGUAGGGACAAUUUUGGCACCGAGUUAUCGACCCCGGAGGGAUGAAAGGCUUGGUGAGCACUGGGGCGGAUUCGAACCUCUGAUCGAUCAUGUAGACACAGCAGAACUUCUUACCGAUUGCACUACACCCGCCCCAACUUAA
Messenger RNA from Necator americanus (New World hookworm), 531 nucleotides. RefSeq lists its product as uncharacterized. Lineage: Eukaryota; Metazoa; Nematoda; Chromadorea; Rhabditida; Ancylostomatidae. Bases 1 to 531 code for a protein of 176 amino acids. The record is from RefSeq and is a predicted model, not a curated record. The transcript has 4 exons.